Moneuplotes crassus is the source of this 893-nucleotide messenger RNA. Lineage: Eukaryota; Ciliophora; Spirotrichea; Euplotida; Euplotidae. The record is from the annotation of a GenBank genome assembly.
UCAUGAAAAAUCAAGACAAUCAAAUCAAAAGGAUGUCUUCAAAAAAGAUAAACUGAAUCAAAUCUUCGGUUAAUAAUAGAUACCCAAAUAAAGAGCUCAAAAAGAUAAAUCCUUGCAGUUCUCAAAGAAAAGUAGAUGUUCGGUCUUCACCCAUAAAAAUAAGAUUGAAGCUUCCUAAGUUUGCAAAAAAUAAGAAGAUUAUAAAGAAACUAAAUAAGAUUUUCCCAAAUUUUCCAGGCUAUUUCUCACCUCAGCAAAAGAGAGAAAAUAACAUUAGAAUCUCUACUAAGAAAAUGGGAGAUUUCAGUCCCUCUCCAUGCAUUCACUCUGGUAGAAAUACCUUCAUGAAUACCCAAAAUUUUACUUCAAACUUCGCUCAUGACUCAGGGAAUGAGACAGAUGAUAAUAUUUUCAAACUAGAGAUAAGGAAUAACCCUUCUUCAUUUGUGAACGACCAGUUCCCUCAACUGUUUAAACCUAAAAUUUUUAACUUUUCAGAGGAGAAUUCUCGAAAUUUAAUGAAUCCUAAUAAAAAAUCCAUAAGUCGGUUUAAGAAUUUCUUAAGAACUUCGUUCGAGAAGUCUCUUAAGAUCUCACAAGUAAUCAACCACGUUAGCCCAAAAAUAACAGAAAUCGACCGUCUUCCAAGAGAGGAGUUUAGGGUUUGUUUUAAGUCUCCUCAAGGCAAAAGGAGUGGUAUCAGAAGAGAGAAAUAUAGGAGUGAGAGCAAAAGCCAUCCCUUCAAGAAUUCCUUCCUUAGUUCCAAGCUUAACCAGCUUCAGAAGUUGAACCUCGAGAUGCAGAAAAAGGUAUCGAACAUUGAUAAGUGAGGGAAGGAUCAGAACCAGUAUCAGUUCAACAGGUUAUUUAAUUAAGAAUUAUGGAAAUUAUGC